Molecule: messenger RNA, 924 nt
Organism: Cavia porcellus (domestic guinea pig)
Lineage: Eukaryota; Metazoa; Chordata; Mammalia; Rodentia; Caviidae
Gene: Cavporv1r688
Product: vomeronasal 1 receptor cavPorV1R688
Biological process (GO): G protein-coupled receptor signaling pathway
Cellular component (GO): membrane
Molecular function (GO): pheromone receptor activity
Source: RefSeq, marked provisional
AUGGGCUCUGAGAGUGUGUAUAUUGUAAUAAUCUUCAGUUUUCAGACUCUCAUUGGAACUCUGGGGAAUCUCUUUCUCUUAGGUAAAUACAUAUUUCUUUAUCUCAGUGGACAUAAAACAAAACCCACAGAUUUGAUUAUUAUGCAUCUGAUUGUGGCCAACUUAUUGGUCAUUCUCUUUAGAGGGGUCCCAGAGAUUUUGGCAGCUUAUGGGUUGGAAGACUUCCUCAGUGACUUUGGAUGCAAGUUUGUUUACUAUAUUAGCAGGGUAGGCAGAGGUGUAGCCUUUGGUAGCACUUGUUUCCUGAGUGUCUUCCAGGCCAUCACCAUCAGCCCCAGCAAUUGCAGGUGGACUGAGCUCAAAUUGAAAUUUCCUAAGUACAUAAACACCUUAACUACCCUACUCUGGGUCCUGCAUUUGUUGCUGAAUAUUAGUUUUUCUGUGAGCUUGACUAUGAAAUUGAGAAACAAAAAUGUUACUAGUAAGAUAGACUUUGCUUACUGUUCAGAUCCGAAUACCAAGAGAGGGAUAUACACGGGGCAUGCAGUGUUAACUGCCAUAUUUGAUGUUUCAUGCAUGGGGCUCAUGCUCUUAGCCUGUGGUUCCAUAAUUUUCAUUUUAUUUAUGCACAAGCGACGGAUUCAGCACAUCCAUAGGUCCAACCACUCCUUCAGGUCCUCUGCUGAGACCAGAGCCACCCACAGCAUCCUUAUCCUGGUGAGCAUCUUUAUGUUUUUCUAUUUCCUGUCUUGUAUCAUGCAAAUAUAUGUGACUUUUUUUCAUCAUUCGAGAAUCUUGCUGUUUACCCUUGAUGCUUUCAUAAGUGCAUGUUUCUCAACUGUCUGUCCUUUUGUAUUCAUGAAUUGUGGUCACUGUGUAUCUGGAAUAUGCUGUUUCUAUGGUCAAAGAAACAGAGUCACCUAA